Messenger RNA from Haliotis rubra (blacklip abalone), 1038 nucleotides. RefSeq names its product protein NipSnap-like. The record is from RefSeq and is a predicted model, not a curated record. The transcript has 10 exons. Gene Ontology annotation, cellular component: mitochondrion. The coding region runs from base 36 to 929 and encodes 297 amino acids. Lineage: Eukaryota; Metazoa; Mollusca; Gastropoda; Lepetellida; Haliotidae.
CGGAAAUUGCCGAGUGAAAGGUGAAAACAAGCAAGAUGGCGGGUGUUUGUAGGCUGGCAAGGGUGACCAUGUCACCCUUGAUUAGACAAGGAGUUUCGAAUUUUAGGUGUGUCAGCACCACGGGAGUGCCACACAAGCAGGCAGCUGUGUCCGAGGACUUUCAGGAUGAUGAAAGAAGGGGUUGGCUGAAGAACCUGCUUCGUGUCAGAACACUCCCCACUAGCUCCGAGUCACACUCCAGUCAACUUUCAAGUAAAGAAACAGUCUAUGAGAUUCAGUUUCAUGCAGUGAAACCAGAAUCUAUGGAAGAUUAUUUAAAUCAGUUCCAGGAGUUUCAGGAGCUGUUGAAGAAGAAAGAUGCGGGUCAAAGUCUUGUAGGUAGCUUCACUGUGGAAAUUGGUGACCAGGACGAAGCAAUUCACAUAUGGGCAUUCAAGGGAGGCUAUCCUGUCCUCAACAGAGCAAAUCAAAUCUACAGAACAGACCAAGAUUUCAUAAAAUUUCGCAAGAAUCGUAACAAGAUGCUGCGAUCAAGGAGGAAUCAGAUCCUGCUUGCUUUUAGUUUCUGGCCUGAGCUCAAACCCAGAGAAGGCAAAAGCAUUUAUGAACUCAGGAGUUAUGUCCUUAAGCCGGGAACUAUGAUCGAGUGGGGCAAUAACUGGGCCCGAGGAAUCCAAGCUCGUCAAACUAACAAUGAACCAGUAGCAGGGUUCUUUUCACAGAUGGGAGAACUGUAUAAUGCUCACCAUAUCUGGGGCUACAAGGAUCUGCAGACUCGCAAGGAGACGAGAGAGGCGGCUUGGAGUCGGCCGGGAUGGGAUGAAUGUGUGUCCUAUACAGUCCCACUGAUCCGUCACAUGCAGUCUCGUAUCCUGAUCCCAACUCCAUUCUCCCUCUGCAGUAGUGGCCCUGGCUACUCUCCUGUGUGAACUGUAGUGCUUAGAGUCUGUGUGCUGCAGAUCACAGACAGGCACCACUGGUGGUUGCAAGUCUCUACAAUUGUAAUAUAUACAUAAUACAAGUGAUCUGACCUACAAA